UGGGAGUUGAUGGUAUACCUGAAGGGAAACCACAGUUCUGUAAACAAAUGCUCAUCUGGUGUUCUGCAGGAUUUCUGUGAUAAUAACAUCAAAAAAGCCCUCCCAAACAAUCAGAGAAAUGUUUGCAGCGGGACAUCAACGACUGAUUAAAGUCAAGUGGAUGAAGGGAAUUAAUUCUCUUAGAAAGGAAAACACUUUCAGAACAGGUGACAGAAGAGGAGCAGUCCAUAGGUAAGCCACCCCCCUCCCCCCAAAUGAGUUUCCUUGGUGUGAAUGAAAUAAAUAAGCAAUGAAUGGGCCACUCCUCGCCACAUCCCAUCUCAUGCAUGGUUGCCAGUAAUGGUCUACUGGGUGUCAGCUUUUAUUGGCACGGCACAAAGCAAGUGCCAGGGGUUGAGUGGCUCGACUCCCCGCUGCAGACUGUGGAUAAAAGCAAGCAAAAUGCCUCAGCCAAGCUCAGAGGCAUAGUCAUGUUGGGCUGGAACGAGGAAGUGCAGUGGAGAGGGGAGGGACUCAGGGCGCAGCUCCAUGGGGCCGCCGCGCUGCGACCUUCUGCACAUGGAGCCGGGGACAGUUGGAAGAACUUCAUACUGCAAACUCAAGGAAUAGCAGAGUACUUACACCGCAUGGAGACAGAGGAGGCCCAGGAGAUUGCCCAGAUGCCAGGCAGGGACAGCCCCCCAGCCAACGAAGCGUCUGAAGAGGCAGAGGAGCCCAUGGCUGUCCCUGAGGACCUGUCAGCUAGCUCUGCCCACCAGCAGAACAACCGGGGGGACAAAG
Oryzias melastigma (Indian medaka) is the source of this 780-nucleotide messenger RNA. RefSeq names its product zinc finger protein 84. Lineage: Eukaryota; Metazoa; Chordata; Actinopteri; Beloniformes; Adrianichthyidae. The record is from RefSeq and is a predicted model, not a curated record. Gene Ontology annotation, molecular function: RNA polymerase II cis-regulatory region sequence-specific DNA binding; DNA-binding transcription factor activity. Gene Ontology annotation, biological process: regulation of transcription by RNA polymerase II.